Molecule: messenger RNA, 2232 nt
Organism: Paramecium tetraurelia
Lineage: Eukaryota; Ciliophora; Oligohymenophorea; Peniculida; Parameciidae
Exons: 6
Cellular component (GO): intracellular anatomical structure
Molecular function (GO): ATP binding; RNA binding
Source: RefSeq, a predicted model, not a curated record
AUGUUUGUGGAUAAGAAUUUAGGGACCACUAAAUAAAAGCAAUAGAAAAUCGAUAUCGGUGAAUUAGAAUAAGUCUAGAAAAAAAAAGUAAAGUAAAAUGCAAACAUAAACCCCUACACAGGGAAUUAAUAUUCAGAAGAUUAUUAUAAAAUUUUGACUGUGAGAAAGUAGUUACCUGCUUGGGAUGCCAAGGAAUAAUUGUUUAUGCUUAUGGAGUAGUAUCAAGUGAUAGUUUUGCAAGGAGAAACAGGAAGUGGUAAAACCACCUAAAUACCACAAUUUUUACUUGAGAAAUACAGUAAAGGCAGAGGAAUUGCAUGUACACAACCUAGAAGAGUGGCUGCAAUGAGUGUAGCAAAAAGAGUGGCAGAAGAGAUGGAUGUGGCACUUGGAGAAGAAGUUGGUUAUUCGAUCAGAUUUGAAGAGAAGACUUCGAAUAAAACCAUCCUGAAAUAUAUGACAGAUGGUAUGCUUCUAAGAGAAGCCAUGCAUGACCCAAAAUUAGAGAGAUAUUCAGUCGUGAUCUUAGAUGAAGCUCAUGAAAGAACUCUUAACACCGAUAUAUUAUUUGGACUCCUCAAGGAAAUCAUGUUGAAGAGACCUGAAGACUUGAAGGUGGUGAUCAUGUCUGCAACUAUGGAUGCAGAGAAAUUUUAAAAGUAUUUUCACAAUGCUCCCCUCUUGGACAUUCCAGGAAGAGUGUAUCCAGUGGAAAUAUUCUACACCCAAAAACCUGAAAAAAGCUAUCUUGAUGCAGCAAUUAGUACCACAAUCAACAUUCAUGCAUACGAGGAUCCAGGAGACAUCCUAGUAUUUCUUACUGGAGAAGAAGAAAUCGAAGAAGCCUGUAAAAAGAUCACUUCUGAAAUAUAGAAAUUGGGAGACGAUGUUGGACCAGUCAGAUGUGUACCACUCUAUAGUACAUUACCACCAAACUAAUAAUAAAAGAUAUUUGAAUCUGCUCCUUAACCUAAUAAAAAAGGAAUUCAAGGUAGAAAGAUUGUAGUGGCAACUAAUAUUGCUGAAACUUCUAUCACUAUUGAUGGAAUUUGCUACGUUGUAGAUCCUGGAUUUUCCAAAUAAAAGGUGUACAAUCCAAGAUUGAGAGUGGAAUCCUUACUUGCUUCUCCAAUUUCCAAGGCUUCUGCAUAAUAAAGAGCAGGUAGAGCUGGUAGAACAAGACCAGGUAAAUGUUAUAGAUUAUACACUGAACAAUCAUUUAAUACAGAAUUGAUUGAUAACACUUAUCCAGAAAUAUUAAGAAGUAAUCUAUCAGCAGUUGUGUUAUAAUUGAAGAGAUUGGGAAUUGAUGAUUUAGUACAUUUUGAUUUUAUGGACCCACCCGCUCCAGAAACAUUAAUGAGAGCUCUAGAAUAAUUAUACUAUUUAAGUGCAUUAGAUGAGGAAGGCAAUCUAACUAAAUUUGGAUAAUAGAUGUCAGAAUUUCCACUUGAUCCAUAAUUAUCAAAAGUGCUUCUCAGCAGUAAAGAUUUCUAUGUUACUGAUGAGAUAUUGACUAUUGUGGCUUUGUUGUCUGUUUAAUAAGUAUUCUAAAGACCAAAGGAUUAAUAAUAGUAAGCUGAUGAUGCCAGAUAUCAAUUUGUCCAUUAAGAUGGAGAUCACAUUACAUUCUUAAAUGUUUUUAAAUCAUUUAAAGAACACAAUGAAAGUUCUGACUGGUGUUACCAAAAUUUCAUCAAUUAUCGAAGUUUGAAAUCAGCAGAUAAAAUCAAGGUUUAACUAAGACAAAUCAUGUAAAAGCAAUAAGUUCCUUUGACUAAAACUGAUCCAUCGAAUGCAUUAUAUUACACCUACAUCAAAAAGGCUUUAAUUGCUGGUAUGUUUAUGCAAACAGCUCAUCUAACUAAAAAUGGAGCCUAUAUGACAGUCAAAGAUAGUCAAAUAGUUGCCAUACAUCCAUGUUCUGUUUUAAAUCACAAACCAGAAUGGAUCCUAUAUCAAGAAUUUGUGUUGACUUCAAAAAACUAUCUAAGAACAGUAACCGAUAUAGAAGGUAAAUGGCUUUAUGAAAUGUGUCCAGAAUAUUUCAAUCCUAAAACCAUUAAAAAUAUUGAAACAAGAAAGGAAUUCGAAAAAAUAGAGAGACAAGUCCUAGAAGAAUAGAGAAGAAAACCUGAUCUGUUGACUGUUGAAUAGAUAUAAAGAUUGCACAAGGAUGUUAAAUCAGAAAGAACCUAAUCAAUUUCAUCAUCAAGAACUAUUCAAAAAUGA